AUGCCUCCGCGACCUUCUCUGACUUCCGCAUCUAGUGCCUCUAAGCAUACCAGUAGCAGUGCGUCUUCAACUUUGGAAUCUCCAACUGACGACCCAAAAACCCUGGAGCUUCGCGAGUUCGCUAUCACAGCCUUGGAAUCAUUCGAGAUGCAAGCCAUCCUCUCAUUCACCAAGGACCAGUCGCUCGCUAGGACACGUCAUCAACUACUGAAACGACUUGUUGGUAUACCGUCAGAUGAGAGUCCAACGAGCCCGAGGGAGCAAGGAAGUACGAGCGCCGCAGGCGGCUUCGAAGGCACUGACGAUGAUGGAUAUGGGGAAAAUGGCUUCCGAAGCUCAAGAGGGUCUCGAAGAUGA
This is a messenger RNA of Orbilia oligospora ATCC 24927, 357 nucleotides long. RefSeq lists its product as uncharacterized. The transcript has a single exon. The record is from RefSeq and is a predicted model, not a curated record. Bases 1 to 357 code for a protein of 118 amino acids. Lineage: Eukaryota; Fungi; Ascomycota; Orbiliomycetes; Orbiliales; Orbiliaceae.